Molecule: messenger RNA, 1430 nt
Organism: Chaetomium fimeti
Lineage: Eukaryota; Fungi; Ascomycota; Sordariomycetes; Sordariales; Chaetomiaceae
Exons: 2
Coding region: 129-1211 (360 amino acids)
Source: RefSeq, a predicted model, not a curated record
UUACCUCUGCUUACUGGACGACUGUUAAACCCUUCACCUUCUGUUGUCUCCCCAUUGGUUUCGUUACCUGAAUCAUCAUAUACAGCCUCUCCUUAGUUUCCCAGUUUCUAUCUCUUCUCGUUCUUGACAUGGCAACUCAGCUCGUCCCCGCCGCCACUGGUCUCGAUGACCACAGCAUGCACGAAAUUGGAUCUGGCAAGGGGACUACCUGGAUCAAGACACGAGAGUUGGAGACACGUCCGACCUGGCGAGAGCUUGUCAAUUACGGCAAGGGGUGCUGCAAAUGGCUUAUGUCAGACACCCAGAGGCAUGCGAACUGCUUCACCAACAACAUGAAUCGUUGUUUAGUUGCGACACUCUGCUACCACCACUGGGAUGUCAACACCAACGAAGAAUACUGGGAGAUUUUCCACAGCACCAUCCCUCGAGUGAACUGGUUCGAGCACCUUUGGGAUCACGGAAACAAAAAAGCGCCCAUAUGGCAUUCGGCGAUGAAGCAAUGCAGGGGACAGCAGCGCCAGGUCCAUGCCGAGGACGGCGUUCUGUUCGGGUUCGAAAGCAUAAACGUCAGGUUCCUUGAGAGCAAUGCCAGCGAUCUCGACGCCGAAGAUAAUUCGUACGAGCUAGUGCAAAACAUACAGCAGCAGCAGGAGUACCAACGGCAACAGAAGUCUCGACCGAGCACGGCGUCAACUACUUAUGGUAGUGACGUGGUCAGCAGAGAAGAAUUCCUCCGUAUCGAAGCCAAGAUGACAGCCGAGGCGGCCAAGGGCAAGCCUCCGGCUCAAGAUCAGCCGUCUCGGGACGGAAACCCCUCAGCGAACCCGAUCGACCGUCUCACUCGAGGCAUGUCGGGACUCUCCGUUGGCCGCCGCGGCCCGGCUCCGCCCCCUGGAUAUCCCGGCGCCCGGCAGUUCUCCGGCCAGGCCGCGACUGGCAACUCGGCUCGGAACCCGACAAUCGUGGGCCGACCAUCUCCAGCUCCACCCGCAACCAUGGGUCGGAACCCCGCCGCCAAGCCACUGGCCGGGAAGCCUGCUGGCCCUGGCCCGAACGGAGGUGCUCGGCCGUCUGGAGGUACUCGGCCGUCUGGAGGUGCUCGGCCGUCUGGAGGUGCUCGGCCGUCUGGAGGUGCUCGGCCGUCUGGCGGCCCUGGCCCGAACGGAGGUCCUCGGCCGUCUGGCGGCCCAGGUGCAAACUACCGCAAGUGAGGAGGGCACUGAGAGCUGGGGUUUCGAGGAUGGUUGACAUUUCCGAGGUCAAGAGGUGACUUCUCUAGUUGGCUGGCCCAACUCCGAGCCCAGGACCUACCCCUUGAUUUCCAUAGCUGCCUACCCAUGUAUAACUACUUAGUAUUAGACACACUGGCGAGCCCCUAUCUUUCCGCUAGUCAUAGUUCAAUCAAUCUAUUACUAGGACUGUCGUGUGCC